CCUACAUCCACAUACACACUCUCUCAAGACGAAAAUCGACCCCUUUCUCAACCCACUUUCUUUCACCCUUCUUUCUGGCCAGGUAGCCAUCAGCAAGAAGAAUAUCAAGUCUCUUUUUUCAUUUCAUUCAACUCUGUUUAUCAAUCCUCUCACGGAAAUAAUUUUCAGGGUGUAUAUCGACAUUCGACCUCUUCCAUUCUACGAUCCAGCAGAUAAUAUCCGUUCAACAAUCUCGCUCGACACACGGUUUGAGGAUCACAUUCGUUACUUUACAACUUUUCGUUUCACUCAAAACAUUUUUGUAUUACAUUGAAUUCAACGUUUUCAAAAAUACCAUAUUCGAAGACCAAUCUCAGCACAUAUUCGACUAUUCAGCAAAACACAACAGCAAUCGACAAAAUGACACAAUCAUUCUCCCAAGAUCACAAGCGUACUGAACGCCGUCAUCACAGAAUGGACGCCGAAUUGCAGGCGCGCGCAAGACCAUACUCUCUCGUUCGCAAAGAUCCUGUAAAAGAGAUCAGAGAAUUCGUAGAAAGACACGCUGAAGACGGACGUUUGGAACGUCGUCUUGGCGGACUUCUUGGCGGCGGCGAUAGUGGUGGUGGUGGUGAUAACGGUGAUUCACCAUCAGGUAGCUCAGGAGAGAAUUCAAGUAAUGGAUCUCAGCGAGGUAGUGGGGAUAGCGGUAGCAGCAGAGGAGGAGGUAGCGGUACCGUUGGCGGAGGCAAUGCCGGUGGAGGCACCACGGGAGGAGGCAACACUGGUACCAACACCGGUACAGGAACCAACACUGGUACCAACACCGGUACAGGAACCAAUUCUGGUGAUAGAUCCGGUAAUAGAUAUGGUUCAGGUUCAGGUUCAGAUUCAGAUUCAGGUACAGGUACAGGCACAGGUGCAGAUGGCGAGAACAGCAGCUCAUCUUCUAGUUCAAGUUCCAGCUCCUCUGCUGCUAAAGAAAGCAAGGGAAUCAUCAAAAGUCUAGAAUCCGAGCUUCGCCAUUCUUCAACGAGUUCAACUUCUUCCUCUCCCACUAGUACCUCGAGCAGUUCAACACCGACUAUAACAUCUACAUCUUCAUCAUCCACAUCAACAACUCCCAUGACACCAUCAACUUCUGUUGCCUACGUCACACCUACUGCUGCCUCGCCAACUCUGAACAAUGCAGCAGCAAGUGCAAGUGUAAGCCCAUCCGAUACUCCCAGCAGUGGACCAGGAGCUGGCUUGAUCAUCGGUAUCGUUGCUGGUGCCUUAGCGGGUAUUGCUGUCUUGGUUGCUCUCGUAGGUUUCUUGAUCAAGAAGUUCUCAAAGAAAGAUGAUCCAUACCAAAACAAUCCAUUUGACAGCGGUGAUUUCCGUCGUCAAAGUGCAAUGUUGCCCGACACUUUCGAUGAUAUUGAUCCCAAUCCUGAAAUGUCUGAAUUCAAUCAUCGCGACAAUAUGAGCCCUUUCAAUGAUGAAAUGGAGUACGCUGCUGCUGGAGCAGGCGUGGGAGCUGCUUUCAACGCUCGUAACGAAUCUGGCGGCCCUCGUCCUCCAACUAUGUUCCAAAACCAUAUGAAUGCUCCUGCUGCUCGAUCAGGCCCUGGUGGUGAUGUACCUCCUGUGCCCAUGAUCGGCUCUGUAUUCAAUCCAAAUGGUGUUGACCCCUCACCACAAUUGCCUCCAAUGGCAUUUGGAGGAUCAGAUCCUUACAGUAUGGCAGGCGUUGGAAGAUCAAACUUUGAUAAUAACAUCAAUAACCCGUACGGAUAUUUGGACCGUCAAUUCAGCGCAUCCCGUUCAUCUCCACAAGACAACUUUGUCGAUGCACCUCAAGGCUAUGCUGAUUUAGCUCGGACAGGAUCUGACGGAUCCACGCAAAAGAGCGCAGGUCAAAUGUACUCUGUCCCAGAAAGCAAUGAGUUCAGAUCGUAUGACUAUCAUGACACGGCCGGUAGACCUGGUACCGCAGAAGGACGAAGUGGUACACCUGAUCUUCCCAACGUUCAGCAAACUUAUGCUAUGGCGGAUGACCGUGAAAAUGACGGCCGAGUUCAAUCUCCAAACAGACAGAUACUUGCACCUUCACCUCAUCCUAGUCAAGAUUUCCUUUCGAACGGAAGCAUGCAACCAAAUCAACAACACAUUCAUCAAACACAACAAUACAACCAGGAUCAAUUCGACAACUACCAACACUCUGACUCACCAAGUCCUCCUUCGCAACCAUUGCAAGUGCGCAACUUGUUGCCAAAUCCACAUCUCGCUGUUCAUCAGAAUAACGAACAGCGUCCUGUGAGUGGAGUGAGUAGCGUGGUAGAGGACGAAGCUGCUUAUGGAGGUGUUUGGUAAUCGUCUCUACUAAAGUACAAAGCUGGAACUUUUACUUUAUUGAUAUGGUAUCAAGAUUUUCUUUUUCAAUCUUUCUCACCUCAAUUUCUCAUCGUUUAUGGAGCUUUGCUUUUAAUUCUCUGCUCGAUAUUUGCUUUCUAUUUUCACAUUCUUUAUUGCACGGACUUUAUCUUUCCAACUUGGGCUAUUGCGCACCACGUACACUUUGUUUGCUCGAGUACGUUUGGGUAGCGCCAUUCAAUGUCCUGUAUUCUUUUCCAUAUGAUCAUGAAUUGGAUC
Messenger RNA from Meira miltonrushii, 2613 nucleotides. RefSeq lists its product as uncharacterized. The transcript has a single exon. The record is from RefSeq and is a predicted model, not a curated record. Bases 400 to 2334 code for a protein of 644 amino acids. NCBI's taxonomy places the organism in Eukaryota, Fungi, Basidiomycota, Exobasidiomycetes, Exobasidiales, Brachybasidiaceae.